Molecule: messenger RNA, 6846 nt
Organism: Lytechinus variegatus (green sea urchin)
Lineage: Eukaryota; Metazoa; Echinodermata; Echinoidea; Temnopleuroida; Toxopneustidae
Product: voltage-dependent calcium channel subunit alpha-2/delta-3-like
Exons: 38
Coding region: 616-4350 (1244 amino acids)
Cellular component (GO): voltage-gated calcium channel complex
Molecular function (GO): voltage-gated calcium channel activity
Source: RefSeq, a predicted model, not a curated record
CUCUCAGAAUGUGCAGUCCUACAACACAUAAAUACGGUGAAAAAAUAACUAGCAAAAAGUUGCAGUGUAUUUUGGGCACAUCCACGAAUCUGGUUCCAUAAUAUUGAUUGUGGUCUUUCUCCUUAUUAUGGGCAGGGACACGGGUUUACCAUAAUAACAGAUGUCGGAGAGAGAGCGAAUAAUGUGGAACUACAUAAACAAAAAUCAAUACAAUUGUGUGACAGUAACCAGUUCGUGGGUGUUGGUAUAGAACAACAAGCGUGGAACAGAGCAAGGCAAUUCGCACUUUUCGAAAAAAAGUCAUCCGAAAUUCCCAUGUGACGCCUUGAUACCAGCGCGCCCAAGCAUCGUGUAUCAUACAUCAUUUUACUUCGUUAGAUGGGAGCAGAGAGCGCAGUUCAAGGACUUGGAGUACGCAGCAUUUUCGAAAGGACAACGAGAGAGAAGGGGGAGAUUGAAAUGAGACGGCGGCGAGCCAAGCAUUCCUAUAUCCCGCUGUCAUUCGAUAGAAUCAUGCUUUAGUGAACCUCUCAGCCUAUAGUGUACAUUGUACAGCUAAUGCUGAUUCUCUUUUAUUAAUGUGAUUUUUUUUGUGAUAAAUUUUGAUAUUCCAUCAUGGAUGUUCUUGGGCAUGCUUGUUCGGCUUGUUUAUCAGCUUUGAAGAGGAGUAAUCCCAAAUCGAAUACCUCUGGAAUACCCACAGGAUUUCAUUUUGGAGUUAUAUUAUGGAUAUUACUAAUUACCCCACAAGGGACUCGCACUGAUGUGACGAUACGCAGAAAUACUGUGAUUUCGUGGGCUGACGAAUUAGGAAGGCGUUUGUACAACCUCAGCAGAACGUACAGCGGGAGCGACGUCGUCCACGAGCAAUAUGGAAGCGAACAGAAUAUAGAGAUCUUACCGGUCAACGGAGAGGAUCUGGUUCAAAGCAUGGCUAACCAGAUGCAAACAAUGUUGCAAGACAAGGCAAAAGCUGUCGAGAGAAUCGUUCAGUCGGCUGAGGAAGGUUUUCUGAAUCAUGACUACGACAAUGCAACAGAGUUUACGUACUACAAUGCGAUCCUUGUGAAUACGAAUACUACAGUGGAUCCGGAUUUGGAGAAAGAUAUCCGGAAAGAACUGGACGUUACACCGGAUAGCCACUUUGACAAUAUACCGAUCAACACUACUAUUGCAACUAUUCAAGUGCCAACUAAUGUAUACAAUCAAGGUAUUGAAUUGCUGAAUAGUAUUGAAGCGACGGUUCUGUUAGACGAAACCUAUCACGAGAAUUACCAGAACGAUCCGACUUUGACUUGGCAGUACUUCGGAAGCAGAACAGGGUAUUUCAGAGUCUACCCAGGGUAUAGAUGGGUCCCACCUAUAGAGGAUCUCGAUCUGUACGAUUGCAGAGUACGUGGCUGGUAUGUUGAAGGGGCCACCUCUCCCAAGGACGUGGUCAUUCUAGUUGACAUGAGCGGCAGCAUGACCGGACUCUACGUCGAGAUCGCCAAAUACGCCAUCAAGAAGAUCCUCGACACCUUUGGCGACAACGAUUUCGUCAACGUCAUCAGUUUCAACGAAACUACCAAGUUCAUUCAGCCAUGUUUCAACGAUACCCUCGUGCAAGCUACCUCAGAUAACAAAAAUUUGAUUAAAGAUGCACUGACUAGAUCAGUCCCCAAACUAGAGCCGUACGGUAUGGCAGACCUAUCAAAGGCUGUGAGACACGCUUUUAAUUUACUUAGUGAUUUCAACAGCACAAACCGUGGUUCUGGAUGCAACCAAGCUAUCAUGAUAAUCUCCGACAUGCUCACAGAAACAGCGGAAGAUGUCUUCAGGGAACUCAACCCAAAUCAAACGGUAAGGGUUUUCACCUACCAGACAGGCAGGGAAGUAGACGGGCCUACCAAUCUUAUCAAGGUCGCUUGUGAAAAUCGAGGCUACUACACCAGAUUAGCAACGAUAUCUGACGUCGAAGAACACGUAACGAGUUAUCUCCAUGUGCUCAGUCGGCCGAUGGUGAAUAAGCGACUACGUAAAACAGUCUGGAGUAGCGUCUACUGGGAUGCUUUGGGGCUUGGGUUAACAUGCUCGGUAUCUCAGCCAGUUUUUAACGUCAAAAACGAAACGAUGGAUAAGGGAAUACUUGAAGGAGUAGCAGGUUGCGAUGUUCCCAUCAACGAACUGAAAAAGUUUACUCCACCAUUUAAGCUUGGUGUGAACGGAUAUUCGUUUGCGAUUACAAAUAACGGAUACAUCCUCUACCAUCCGGAAUUGAGGUAUCUUCAUACGGAUGGGAAAGUCAAACCGAAUUACAACAGUGUGGAUCUAGCCGAGGUUGAAUUAUCCGAUACCGAAGACGUGGAUUCUUCCAAAUGGAGUUCUGCACAUCUCGUUUCGGGAAAGGAGCUCCGUAAUGAGAUGGUGGACAGACUUUCUGGCAGCGUUACUAUGGAGAUUAAACAUAUGUUUGAUGAUAUGAAAAGAGUCAGCGUUCGACGCAGUAAAUAUUAUUUCACUCCUCUCCACGACACUCCUUACAGCUUGGGAAUUUCACUCCCUGAAUCGUAUGCGAAUAAACAUCUAGAAACUCCAGCUCUGUUCGAACAAGAACCUUCAGAUAAUCAAUCUUCCGCUGAUGUGUGCGAGAUACAACAAGCGGCUAGACUAUUGUUUGGAGAUGGAACACUCGGACAAACAAUCAUAGCAAACUGGCUGUACUGUAAGAUCAAUUACAGUUCUUCUGAGCGAUACGAAGGAGAGGAACACGUUGCUCGAUUCCUCCAGGAUGCGGCGAAGAAGGGAGGGAAACUGAGUUCUACCUGUGAUACUGUCAUGGUCAACCACCUUAUAUUUGAUGCCAACGUCACUCGCUUCAUGCCGGAUUACUGGAAAUUAGUUUACGGUGAAGCACUCCCGAGCACUGUAGACACCACCAUGUUCACCACCCUACCCACCAACGAAACGGAACAGGAGAUAUUCUCCAACAUCCAGAACAUCUUGGCGCAGAUCGACGAGUACUGCUCCCCCGGGGGACGGGGGUACACGACGGCCACGCCCCACAACCAGACCCAAGAUUCUGCCGAGGAAACAGAUAUCCUCACCACGGGAGACACCGGUACCCAUCCCACGGAGCCGCCCAACAUGCGGUACACCACCUCCCUCUUUGGUACGACGGAGAACGUCCCUUACCUGGACUUCCCCUACCUCGACCCCAAAAGGGAUGGUGUGGUUUUGUCUUUUCUUGGUACAUACGGAGGACUUACACGGAUAUACCACAACCCAAAUAUGGACUACAUGUUUCCGGAUUUCUCAAGCAAAGAUCGGCAAAACACCAUCGAAGAGGAUUACUUCAGACGACCAGUAGAUGAAAUCAACGAGGGAUUUAUAUAUUCUGUCCCAUUCGAUACGGAUUCGGAUUAUAUGUUUUACAGUGAUCCCUUAGUGACUGCAAGCACAGCAAUACACGUGAAUAAAGACGGUUCCACGUUUGUAACUGCUGCUGCCGGCUACCAAUUUCUUGGAAGUGCCUUAAAAGAAUUAUUUUUCAACAUUACAAGCUAUCAGUACGAAGAAGACUGUGGCUAUGACUGCACACCGUCGUGUUAUAAUGACAGUGUAGAAUGCUUCCUUAUCGACAAUAAUGGAUACAUCGUCGUUUCGAAAGACGAGGGACAGGUGGGGACACAUUUUGCCAUGUAUUCACAAAACUUGCGAUUAUUUGACAAACUUGUCAGCGACAACAUAUUCCAAGAAAUAACAGUAGUAGAUUACCAAGGAAUGUGUGAGCGUAAUUUCACCGUAAGCGCCGCACCAACACUUCGUAACACAUUAUCUAAUAUCAUGUCAAUGUUCACUUGGCUGGCCAAUCAAUUCAUAGUCUUCCUAAGCCAUGCGAGUAUGUACGAUUGGCUGAUAUCAACAUUUUUACCUGGAGAUACCUUAGCUGAGAGAGUAUGGUUUGACCCGUGUGAACACGAGUAUACAUUUUAUGUCGCAAAUAAAACUGGUAACAUCGUGGGAGGCCAGCUGUAUGGUUCCUUCCAAACUUCUUGUACCGACUGCACCAAGUCUUUCGGUGUGCAGCCAGUGCCUUAUUCUAACCUCCUUCUAGUCAUCCAGGACAGAGAUUGUUCCUGCAAUGCGAGAAACAGCAUUCAACUGGACCCCGAAGAAGUGAUUUACAAUGAAACAGCCUGGUGCCAAAGACUACGACAGUUCAAAACGAGACGGAGACCCGAUACGUGCUUCAAAUACGAUCCAAAUGAAGAUUCAUCAGAAUGUGGGCGUGGCAUUGCUUCCCGACCUUCCACUUGCCUCAUUCUCAUUGGCCUCGUUUUGACCGCUUGGUGGCGCCAUCAUUAUUGAUGUACAGACGACAUUAAAUUCAAAUUGAAACUUUGCCAUCGGUUUUUUGUUUCUUUCUUCAUUUUAAGUGUGUGCAACUUUCAUUCAUGGUGCAGAAGACUUUGAACAAUUUUAAUUUUUCAAAAGAAUGGCAGAUGAUUCAUUCUGAGGUGUUUAAUUAUUGUUCUAGUGGCCCAAAUAUGGAGUAGUGUGUGUGUGCAGCGCUUUGUAACAGAACGGAAAAGGCGCAAAAACAAAAUGACUAUUCGAUUGGACUGGAUAAUUCUACAAGUAUAUACUAUGUGUACUGCUCUAAUUUGAUUAUGCGAGGUUAAGGAGAUAAAAGGAUAAUAGUUAUUCUUUGUUUACAUAGUGAGGACAUUGACUACAGAUGCGCUGGGAUUUUCUCGUGCAAUUUUAAUAAUGGACAGUUGAAAUAGCGUCCGGACUGUCAUCUUGCAGUAAUAAUUUGUGCUGUAAGUACAAUGACGUAGAGAGGAAAAUCGGAAAGGAUGCAGCGUUCCUUAUCUUUCUCUUUAUUUCAUUUUUUUCUUUACAAAAUGCGAAGAAUUCGGAAUGUUACAUUCAUGAUUAUUUCCACCGUGAUGAUGAUCUCAGUGAUGGGAACCCGGCACAAUGGAGUAGUAUGCCUAACAAUGGAGUAUGUAAUAUUUUAUUAGAAUGCUCCCCCCAGGGAGUGGAGACAGUGCAUACAUUGUGUGCGAACAAGCUAGUAUCCGAUGACUGGUUCUCUGUUGAGUGCUUAGACAAUGUCGUUCCAAUUGUUCGAGCGCUUUACUGACAAGAGAGGAAUAUUAUCAUUAUGUUUAUCAAUAACCUAUAACGAUUGGUGAUUCAUUUAUUGAUUUAUUGCAUUGUGGUUAAACCAUUAUGAUACAAUAUCGAGAGACAUUCUUAAUCCCAUGGGCGGCUAUCCCGUGGAAUAAGGGCACAUUCCUGGGAAAAUCAAAUUUCAUUCAGCAACAAUGGGAAAUGCCCCCCCCCCGUCUUUUUCCCUCCUUGGGGUUCUUCGCCCCUCCCCCAUGAACGUCCAUUUUACCAUGUAAGUGUUGGAACUUGAUUGCAAAAAUGGAAUAUGUAGAUUGGCCUAUAUGAACGGGAAGGGGUAUUGAUAAUAGCCAUUUAAAACUGGUUUUCAAGAUGAAAUGACAAAUCAAACAAUUGGAAUAGAAAUCCAUGGACUAAUCAUUAAAAGAACAUUUCCCUGUUAUUCUGUCGAGUUCUGCUUUGUGAAAGAAGGGGGAAUUGUGCCCCGAUGGUAUCCGUUACUACGCCAUUGGAUUCCGCUUGAAAGCAUCAUUUUUAUUAAGUAUUCAACUUGUGAUUUAUUGAUUUAACAGUAUAUUUGCAAAUAACAGAGGAUUUAUUAUGCUUAUUGAUUUGAAUUUGAUAUUUUAAUUACAUUUGUAUUGUUAUGAUCAUAUUGCUUUUCACGGUUUGUGCCUUUUCAAUAUUAAAGAAUUAUAUGUUAUGCCUCUUUUAUGCUGAGUAAUGUGUUUUGUGAAGAUGAUUUAUUCAGAAAGCAUGUCGUUGAAAAUGUGAAAGCACAAAGGAAGUGCAGAAAAGCGUCCAAUUUCUUUUUCUGAUUGUAUUUUUCGUAAUCUAAGCUGCAGAGUGUCUUUCAAGGAAUAAAGUGCGUUAUUUUGUUACACCUCAAGCAAAUCGAAUCGAAAUUACGAACACCUGCAAAGUGUAGUUUCUGUUAUUCCUCCAGAUUUAUAAAUUUUAUUUAUUUGAUUAUUUAUUGCAAAUAGUAAUCGAGAAUAGCCUAUUUAGUUUGAAAAAAUAUUAAUACUCGUUUUAUAUACAUUGGGGUAACAUAAAAUUUGAAUAUUAUAUUGUCGUUGACAAAAGUAUUUUGAAAAUUGACUUUGGUGAACGGCAACGUGGAUAUUUUUUUACGAAGUGAAUAAUUAUGUUUGAUCAAAGCCGUGAAAAUGUUUAUUUUACUUCCAGUCGCGGCACGACAAGGGGGUAGGGAGGUAAUGGAAUGGUCGAGCCACAUUAUAUUUUUACGGAAAAAACCGUAUGGAAAUAAUAAAAAAUAGAUUGUGGAAAGUUUGCAAAAGAAACUCUUUAUACUUGUCCCUAUUUUUUCAUCUUAUGAAUAAACCAAACACUUUGGGGGUCAUCUUAGCAUUCCUAAUUUCUCCAUUUUCCGAACCCCACGGCACCCCCAUAGGGGACACCCGCGUUCUUUUCUUCUUUUUUUCGGGGGGGGGGGGUAAGAUAACUCUUGUUUUAACAGCGUCUAUUCUGUUCAACCUAGUUCAAAAUAUAGAAAGUUCAAAUUCCCGACUUACCGAUAUAUUUCUUUGGUGUUCAACCGGAGAGAUGUAUAUAACUUUAAUAUGCUCCAAAUUUAAAGCACGCAGUUUGCCUACUGUGCGCGGUCUGCGUGCACAAAUCCAUGCCACUCUUCAUAAAUAAAAUACAAGUAUUGCGAAAUUCAUUACAUACUCUUACAAUAUUCAAAAUAUCAGACCAUUAUCGUUU